Messenger RNA from Phasianus colchicus (ring-necked pheasant), 8529 nucleotides. The record is from RefSeq and is a predicted model, not a curated record. NCBI's taxonomy places the organism in Eukaryota, Metazoa, Chordata, Aves, Galliformes, Phasianidae.
AGGUGCAAGAGGGCGAAUAUGGAGAUAAGGGAGUGGGAGUGGCUGGAAGGGGCGGACGGGGAACAAAGGAGGCCGAAGUGCUACGCAGGGAAGGGCGGGGAAAUAGGGCGCUAAGGCCUGCUGGUGGGACUCCGGCAGGCACAGGAUGACUGCAGGGCUGGGUCCUGCUACCCGGCUGUUGGAGACCUCCUCUUGGGUCGCAGCAAGCAACUAGUGGCCUCUUCAACCUGUGGAGUGAACAGCCCCCAGAAGUACUGCAUUAUAGGCUACCUUGAGGCUGAACAGAAGUGCUUUGUCUGUGAUUCCAGGUACCCAUAUAAUCCCUAUACACAACACAACAGCCACAUGAUUGAAAAUGUUAUCACAACUUUUGAGCCAGAUAGGAAAAAAAAGUGGUGGCAGUCAGAAAAUGGCGUUGACCAUGUCAGUAUUAGACUGGACCUAGAAACUUUAUUCCAGUUCAGCCAUCUCAUCCUGACCUUUAAGACAUUUCGGCCCGCAGCAAUGCUGGUUGAGCGCUCCAUCGACUUUGGUCAGACCUGGAAAGCGUUUAGGUAUUUUGCACAGGACUGUGCAGCUUCUUUUCCCAACAUCUCUUCUGGUCCAUCAAAGGGUGUGGGAGACGUCAUCUGUGACUCAAGAUAUUCAGACAUUGAGCCCUCCACUGAAGGCGAGGUUGUCUUAAAAGCUUUGGAUCCUAGCUUUGAAAUAGAAAACCCAUAUGUGCCAUAUAUCCAAGAGCUCAUUACAAUGACAAACCUAAGGAUCAAUUUUACCAAACUCCAUACCCUCGGGGAUGCUCUCCUUGGAAGAAGGCAUGGUGAUCCCCUUGAGAAGUACUACUAUGCUGUCUACGAGAUGGUUGUGCGGGGCAACUGCUUUUGCAAUGGCCAUGCCAGCCACUGUGAUCCUAUACAGAAUCUGCGGGGUGAUGUCUUUCAUCAGCCUGGCAUGGUGCAUGGGCGAUGUAUCUGCCGCCACAACACUGAAGGCUUGUCCUGUGAAAGAUGUAAAGAUUUCUACAACGACGCUCCCUGGAGGCCAGCUGAAGGGGCACAAAACAAUGCUUGCAAACGCUGUAACUGCAAUGGCCACUCUGGCAGGUGCCACUUCGACAUGGCUGUGUACCAGGCCAGUGGUGGGGUCAGCGGUGGGGUCUGUGAGGAUUGCCAGCACAACACCACGGGGCAACACUGUGAUCAGUGCAAGCUCUUCUUUUACCAGGAUCCACACAAAGCCAUUUCGGACCCUCACGCAUGCCUCCCUUGCAGCUGUGACCCAGAGGGCACACUGCACCACGGUGCAUGUGAGAGCCGCACAGACCCUGUGCUGGGAACGGUGGCAGGUCGGUGCCCGUGCAAGGAGAACACGGAGGGUGUCCGCUGUGACAAAUGCAAGGCCAACCACUUCGGGCUAAGAGGCAGCAACCCACAGGGCUGCCAGCCCUGCAACUGUGAUGCUGCCGGCACUUUGCCUUUCUCCAUCUGUGAUCCUGCCACUGGGGAGUGCCUCUGCCAGCGGUUCACCACGGGCCAGCGCUGUGAGAAAUGUGUUGAGGGAUACUGGGGUCUUGGCAAGAGCGUGUAUGGCUGUUCUCCAUGUGACUGUGACAUUGGUGGAUCCCAGGAUAACUUGUGCUCACCAGAGGACGGUCAGUGCAAGUGCCUUCCCAACAUCGUGGGCCGCCAGUGCAAUGAGCCAGCCCCAGGCUACUUCUUUUUGCCCCUGGAUUAUUAUAUUUAUGAAGCUGAGCAUGCAACGUCCCUUUCUGGUUCUGCACCCUUGGGCACAGCUGAGCAAGGACAGGACCCAGCCCUGGAGGUGGUUUUCAGGCAGCCCAGCGCUGGCCGAGCUGUCACCUGGACAGGCCCUGGCUUUGCUCGUGUCCCCAGUGGAGCUGGGCUGAGAUUUGCCAUUGACAACAUUCCCCUGGCUAUGGACUUCACUAUUGCAAUCCGUUAUGAGCCAGAGACCUUAGAAGACUGGUUAGCAAGUGUUGCUGUCCAGCCCACUGGUGUUUCAUCAAGUCAACAGUGCAAAGCCAACGGCUUUUCACAGGAACCUCAUGUGUUUGCCCUCCCAGCUACAAAGAGGAUUGCCCUACUGCAGACCCCAGUCUGCCUGGAGCCAGGAACCCAGUACUCUGUGGAUGUGUAUUUUUCUCAGCCCUCUGCCUCUGACCCAAAGGCUAAACCGUUCAUCUUGAUUGACUCUCUUGGACUUAUUCCCAGAAUCAACUCCAUGGAGAACUUAUGCAGCAAAAAGGACUUAGAUGACUACCAGAAUUAUCACUGUGUCGAAAUUGCAUCACAAGUCGGACCUCAUGUGCUGCCCGAGGCGUGCGCCCGGCUGAUAGCCAGCAUGUCAGCCCGCCUUCACCGCGGCGCUGUCGCAUGCAAGUGCAAUCCCCAGGGCUCACUGAAUGCCAGCUGCAGCAAACUGGGGGGGCAGUGCCAUUGCAAAGCCAAUGUAGUGGGGCGCUGCUGUGACACUUGCUCUGCAGGCAGCUAUGGCUUCGGCUUCCAUGGCUGCUACCCGUGUGAGUGCCACCCGCAGGGCUCAGUGAGCUCGCUGUGUGACCAGGUGACAGGGCAGUGUGCCUGCCGCCGGGAUGUUGAUGGCCGACGCUGCAGCCAAUGCCUGCCCGGGUAUUUUGGGUUUCCCCACUGCCGCCCUUGCCCAUGUCACGGCUUCGCAGAGCUUUGCCACCCAGUGACUGGCGAGUGCCUGAACUGCAGCAGGUUUACAGCUGGAAGGCACUGUGAAAGGUGCAUCAAUGGCUAUUAUGGAAACCCUUCCAACAGAGAACCCUGCCGCCCAUGCAUGUGCCCAGGAGUACCUACAAGCAAGAGGUUUUUUGCACAUUCCUGUUACCAGGACUCCCAGACUUCACAAAUAGUCUGCAAUUGUCUUGAGGGAUAUUCAGGCAGCCGGUGUGAUGAAUGUCCUAGCGGGUUCUACAAAAUCCCAGGAAGCCCGGGGGAGGAAUGUGCACCAUGUCCCUGUAACAACAACAUUGAUGUGACAGACCCGGAGUCCUGUAACAGGGUCACCGGGGAAUGCGUCAAGUGUUUGCACAACACCCAUGGAGCAAACUGCCAGUUCUGCAAACCUGGGUAUUUUGGCUCAGCCCUCGAUCAGGACUGCCGAAUCUGCAAGUGCAAUCCUGCAGGUGUCCUCCCUGCCACAUGCCCUGGGGAGGAUGCAGCCUGCCUGUGUGACCCGGCCACCGGAGCUUGCCCAUGUCAGCCCAACGUGGUUGGUACAACAUGCGACCAGUGUGCGCCAGGCUACUGGGACCUGGCUGGUGGAAAAGGAUGUCAGCUCUGUGACUGUGACACGAAAAACACCCAAAGUAACCAAUGUGACCAGCUUACAGGCCAGUGUCUGUGUAAGGUAGGCUAUGGUGGGAAACGCUGCGAUGAAUGUGAGGAAAACUACUUUGGCAAUCCCCAGAAGCACUGCAUUUCAUGCAACUGUAACCCAGAGGGAACCAGCUGGCCCCGGUGUGACAAAGCCACUGGUGUGUGUAACUGCCGUGUUGGUGUCACUGGGCGGUUCUGUGACCAGUGUGGCCGUGGCUUCGAGAAAGACUUUCCCUCUUGCCAUCAGUGUCAUCUUUGUUUUGAUGAGUGGGACACUGAAAUUACUGCCCUCGCCCAGACUGUUCAAGGGUUAAUGAGGUUUGCUGCAAGCCUAGAAGAUAAAGGAGGACGGAUGCCCAGCUGUGACAUGCGAUUCAAAGCCUUUGAAGAUGCCAUUUCUGAAAUUGAAAGAAUUUUGAAACAUCCUGUUUUUUCAUGGGAGGCACUCUCAAGCAUCAAGGAUUUUCAUGGCUAUGUUCAACAGCAAAUUGCACAAAUGGGUCUGAUUCGUAGUAUGCCGUAUGAAUUUCCUGACUUCACUGAGAACAUUGAAGACAUUGGUGAAGAAGCUGAUCGUGUCUAUGAACUUCUACAACAGAAAUUAGAUCUGCAUCGCACUUUUCAUUACUUGAGCCUCAAAGAGGCCAUCAAGAACAUUAGGAAACACUCUGAAGUAUCAUUCCUGGCAGAACAGAAAGCUCGUGAGACAGCCCCUGUGGUAAGGCACUCAGAGCACACAAGGCAGAGCGUGCUCACUGUGAUGCACAAACGGGCCUGGGAAGGGAGCAGAGUGCUGGAGCAGCUCAAACUGGUCAAGAUCCCUGACAUUCAACACUUGGCUGAAAAGAUCUGCGGGGUGCCAGGAAACCAUUCCUGUGCUGCAGCAGCUUGUGGGGGAGGCCCAAACUGCAGCGGAGCUCUUCCUCUCUCCUCCAGUGCAUUCAGGAAAGCCAAGGAGACUGCUGUCCUGCUAACUAACUUGACUAUUCAGCUACAGGACCCUGAGAAUCAAUAUCUCCAGGUUGAAAGCAUCAGAAAAAUGGCAGAAGACACCAAGCUGAAAGGUUCACACUUCAAUGGGGAACUGGAGAAAGCUAAGAACCAGAUUAAAAUUGACCGAGAAGUCACAAAGGAAUUUAUCAGAAAAGUGAAAAACUUCUUGUCAGAUGAGAGCGUGCCUCCAGAAGACAUCGAGCAGGUGGCAAGUUACGUCCUGCAGAUAAACCUUCCCCUGACUCCGAGAAAGCUAGCAAGCAUGCUUGGCAAAAUCAGAAGCGUUAUGGUCCACUGUGAGAGCUACAAACUGAAUGCAAAUAAGAGAAACAGGAAAGUGGAAGUGGCUCACACACUGCUGGUGGAGGCAUGGGCUGCCGACAAAGCAGCUAAAGCUCUUCCCCCUGUGGACAAAAUUAAUGAUGAACUAAAAAAUGUUGUGAGCUCUCAAGGACACUCCAAAAAUACCCUCAUGAAGUUAAAUGAAGAGCUACAAGGAAUCAAAGCACAAAUCUCACAGGCUGGGAACCAAAUGAACAAGACAAGCGAUGAACUCAGUGACUUUUCAGCAAAACAGUCCAAUUUGGAAGACGAAAUUACCACACUGCAAAUGAAAAUGCUGAUGAACAGGAAUCAAGCUACAAAUCUGAGAGCAGGGGCAGAGGCAACAUACAAGCGAGCUCAGAAAAUUGAUAACGAAUUCACUGACAUUAAAAGGAAGUACACCAUUCUUCAAGGCAAGCUGAAAGCAAAAGGAUCUCCAAAAGUAACUCUAGAAAAAGUGAAGCAGCUGAAGGAAGAAGCAGAAAAACUGGCUGAAGAGGCUGAAAAAAAAAUUAGAAGAAUAACAGAUUUGGAGAAGAAGCUUCAGGACCUGAAUCAAACCAAGCAAGACAAGGCAGAGCAACUCAGACAACUAGAGGAACAAGUGAUAGCCAUUAAAAAUGAAAUCACAGAGCAGGAAAGCAAGUACUCAACGUGCAAAAGCUAAGGGCUGGGCAGGUAAAGUGCAAUAGAGGCCUCUGUUACCACCUCAUGAGCACAGGGUGGCUGUCCUCUGUAUGUAAGUCUGAAGGUGUGUUCAGAAUUUUGGUGUGGGGAAUAAUGUAACUUUCUCUUGGUUUUUAGUCUGUAUGAGUUUAUAUGGAAUAUAAGCAACUUUUAAUAAACUUUUGUAAUCAGGAUACAGUCCUGAGGGGAACUCAAAAAUACACAGCUGUCCACAGCCUAUGACUUCUCAUUGCGAGGGCUGGAAAUCAUAGAAUCAUUAACAUUGGAAAAGACCACUAAGGUCAUCUAGUCCAGCCAUUGGCCCAUUCCCAUUGUGCCCACUAACCCAUGUUCCACAGUGCCAUAUCUCCAUGUUUCUUGAGUGCCCCCAGGGACAGCGACUUCACCACUUCCCUGGGCAGCCUGUGCCAAUGUAUUACCAGGGAAGAGGUGGAGCUGCUGUCCCUGGAGGCGUACAAGAAACAUUUAGAUGUACUAAGGGACACGAUUUAGUAGGGAAAUAUAGGUGGUAGGUGGACGGUUGGACUGUUUGAUCUUGGAAGUCUUUUCCAACCCUGGUGAUUCUAUGAUGUUAAGAUGCGUGGACUCAAAAGGGGACUUGAAAAAGGAGGAUUUGUAAGAGAUCCCCAGACAGCUGCCUCAGAGAUGGCUCCAAGCACCCUCAGUUAUGUUGCUGAACCUCCAAGUGCCUGGGGCUGCCUGCAGGACCUGACCCUCAGAGGAAUCCAAAACCACACUGAGCCACCAGGAGCGGUGGGUGACAGGCAGCAAAGCCCCCAGUGCCCGCUGGAUGGCAGUGCACAGAUGUUUAACGCCGAAAUCGACUCCGAAAUCACAGCAGUACUUUUUUUGUGUGUUCCUAAAGGGCGGCCCACGUUUUUCAUUAGCACUCUCCAGCUUGAGAACGGCCCCAGCAUUUCAGCCUAACCAUGGAGCUGAAGGCUGCGCGCUCUGAAGAAGUUUCUCAGCAGUUCUCCUACACGUGGUGGUGCUUUACAGCAGUCAUGUUUUGCACAGCAGCUCCUUGUAGCCGUACAAAACACAGGAUUCGUCCUAAAUUUUAGUUUAGAAUUUGUUUCUAAUAUUAGACAGGAGGUAGAUAAAGGCUACAGGAAGGGUAUAGUGUUAGAAAGGUCAAAGGGAGCGAGGCCUCCGCUUCAGAAUCUCACCCUUGGUACUCCUGGAGCUGAGCAGAGCAUCUCCAGCUUUCCCUCAAUAAAAAUGAGCCAUGCCCGCCUGCACUGCCCCACAGGGAGCACGCACUCAUUGUGGGCUGUGUGAGUGCGGUGUGAGGAGCCGGGCGCUGCCUCCAUCCUGAGGCGGCCCGGUGCCAGCAGCACAGGUACAGCAGGCCUCACGUGACAGCCUGCCUUGCGUCCGCCCAAGGAGAUGAAACCUGUGCAGUUAGAGAGUUAAAAGCAUCUGUACCUGGUGGGGGGCUUGCAUAGCAACAGCUGGCACAGAGAUCUCAGUGUUGUUCCUGUGACUCCGACCAGCUGCAUAGCAGGCAGAGUGCCACAUGCAUUGCAGCUCCUGCUGUGACAACAACGGCACCAAACUGUAACCUUGAUGUGACCUGGCAAAGGCACGUGCAUGGCUGGUGUGCACAGAAUUUGCGCUUUACCUUUUCCUGAAUUUUAGCAUUUCAAAAAAAUCACCUGUGAGAGGCAAUAAAGCAGGCCUGGAGAUGAGAUGAAUCCAUGAGAGGAAACUUUUAAAAGUGUUUCUGUAAAGUCAAUCUGCAUGCACAUGCUUGAUCUGGAUCAAACCCACUUGUUAAGAGUCCUUCCAACCCCAGUUCUCUUUCUUGUGGAAACAAACAACAUUUAAUCAAAACCAUGUGAAUCCAAACAGAUACUCAAUCAAACAGGAUCUUGGCAGAUGUUUCUGGGCAUUCAACCACAGCCGUGCUACAACAGGCGGUAAAUUGGGCCUCCCUGAGCUCAGAGACAUCCCUGAGCCAGGCACACAAGCAGCUCCGUGGGCACACUCAGCCUGUGUUAGAUCCGGAGAGGAUAACAGUUCAGCCAGACUACGAAAGAGAGAAAAAAAGAAAGAUAAAAACUCAAUAAAAAUUAGAAAAAUAUGCAACAGAAAAGAAUCCAGUGGAAAUGAAACACGGCUAUUGCACGCAGACAGGAGGGAUGCUGCAGACACCUUCUGCCCCUUACUGCUGGAGCUCACCGACCACAGCAGAGUAAAGCAUUUUCUAAGUAGGACAAAUGCAUUGUUGUAUUGAAACUAACACAAAGCCAAGCUGUGAUUUGCAUGACAGGACUGUGAAAUUCUAUGAGUUCCGUGAAUUCAAAGACCACAUUGCAAAAGAGGUUUAGAAUAACAAUACCUCAAUACCUGUCCUGCCAGCUAAGAAUGGUUUAAUUUCCUGGGCAUCUUUAAUGAAACACAGCCAUGAGCCCUUCGGUGGUGAGCCCUGGGUUAUGUUCCAGACCUGGUGUUUAACCUUUAGGGCAGGCCACUUGGUAUCUCUCUGUUUCUGCUUAUCCAUCUGUAAAACGAGAGCGAGCAUAUUUACCUACCCGGCAGGGUUUUGUGGGACGCAGCCCGCCGCACGUUUCCAUUCAGUGACUGCAAACAGUGAGGGCAAAGUGUUCUUGAGGGACACCGGUACCUGGCAAGGAUUUACGCACCGCCUGUGCGUGCACAGCACACCUUGUGUGCAGAACUCAGGACCCGUCUCGGCACACCGAGCCCACAGGAUCCCACAUUUCCAGCCUCACUCGCAGCAGGAGGACAAACGCUGCAGCUUCAGCCUGCCAGCAGAGCUCCCGCUGCACUAACAAAUUGGUCUGCUCUCCUCAAACCAUCCCUCCACCAUCCCGGCGCUGUGUGUCUGGAGCUAGGGAGGGGCUGCCGGCGGCCUCUCCUCGUGCUUUGUGGCCACCGAGCACUGCACGAUAUAGCUGUCGCAUGGGCGGCCAGCGCCCUUGCCCGGCCUCGGACGGCAGGCAGCGCGCAAGGCGGUCUCCAAGCCCGUUCCCAAACGGUUUCUCCGCCGAUAACAUCUCUGGGGGGCGUCGCCCCGUCGGGUUCGCUCAUCCCCACACCGGAGCACGCACCCAGCACGGGCUCCCCUCCACUCCCACUCGGGUGUCAGCUCGCGAGCCCGGGUUGCAGACGGUUCUCUGCCGCCCUCCGCCCC